AUGACGAAGGAGGUGAGGUCUGAGGUGGUGCUUGAUCAUGUGAUAAUGGCACAGUCAUCAUCAGUUAUUGACGAGGUAAGCCUCAACUCAGCAGUAUAUCUCAAGCUUACGGAUGGCCAUCUGCACCUGAUGAAAAUAGCGGGACUUGUAGCAAAGGGCGAUAUAGUGGGAUUGCGGACUAUACUGGAGCAGAAGCGGCGUUUUGGAAAAGACCAGGCGACCGAUGAUGAAGGCGAAGAUAUUAAUCGGUCAACAGCUGACGGGCGAACCGCGCUACAUGUUGCCGCAAGCACGUCAAAUCUCGAAUGUCUAGAGCUCCUCUUAUCACAGCCUACAGUUAAUGUUGACGCGCAGGAUGUUAACGGCUCAACCCCACUACACUUAGCCGCGGCUUGCUCAGAGCUGGCAGCGGUACGGUCAUUGGUUGCUGCGGGAGCCAAUGUUAAUGCCGUUAAUGUACACGGGAAUCGACCUGUUGACUAUGCAAAAGAUUCGGAAGUCGAGGCAUUCUUGACAGGGAAAAUGGCAGCAGCAGCGCCCCCAGUGCCACCACAGCGAAAGAGCUCCCAUCUUAUCGAGCUUGAGUCUGAAUUACCUGAGGACAUCACUCGGCUUAAGGGAUUUUGCAUUGAUUUGAUUAUCAGUCAAAGCGUGUUCAGAGAGCGCUGCAAGGAAACCAUCAGGCAACUGAUAGAGGAAAAGCACGUCGCAUUGCAUAAGAAUCGACUUUUGGAGCAAGCAGCGGGAAUUCAAGAUAGGGAGACAAGCGAGCGAUUCAUUGAUCAACUCCAAUAUCUACAAGAUGAAAACGAACGACAAGCUGCCACUAUAGCUUAUCUUAAGAUCAGUAUACAAAUGUUCGAGCAUGCAGCCGCACAGCAGGACGAAUAUUAUAGAAAGAACCUUGCAGACCUGACGAAGCAACAUAACGAGCAGCUGCAGGCAAUUUUUCGCCGUAAUGAAGAGACGGAGAAAGCAUUUCUGGCAUAUCAAAAAUCACAUUCUGAGGAGUUGGCUGAGCUUGCCAAAUUGCGAACCGAAGUAGCUUCAGGCAAAGGAAAGCCAAUAACCACGAAAGGCAGCAAUGCUUCUUUGGAGGCUGGGCUGCAAGCAGAAGUGCAGAGUUUACGGAAAGAGCAAGCGAAUACCGUCGCCGAAAAGCUAGCGCUGGAAGAAAGGUUGAAGCUAACAGAGAAGCUGAAAUCUAUGGCAGAGCAAGAGAACACCAAUCUCCGCAACGAUAUAGGCAAACUGCGAAAGCUGAUGCAAGAAGAGAUGCUAAAGCAAUUGCAAGAAGCUCGUGAGGAGCAGGACCAGAUGGACGAAUCGAGUGGCAAUAUCGUCUUUACUAAAGGAGAAGGUGGACAGAAGCGGCUGAAAGGUGCAACACCCACAAAACUUCUUGAGCGGCUACUAGAUCCGGCGGUGCAUGACCACCACUUCCAGCAGACAAUUCUUUUGACGCAUAAAACAUUUAUAAGUAGCGCGGCCCUAUUAGAGUCUAUUGUUAGCCGGUUCCGUGAGGCUGCGUCCGGACUACCCGAAGAAGCGCGAUCCCAAUCUCCCGUGUUAAGUCGGAUCAUUAAUGUGCUCAAGUUUUGGGUCGAGCAUUACUGGAGUGACUUUGCCGACGAUGCUUCUUUAAUGCAAGACCUACGAGCUUUCACCGACGAUUCUACUCAUAAUGAAAAUCUGAUAUCUAGUCUACGAAGCGCAAUUAAGCGAAAGUCAAAUUCUGAUACUCCCGUUGUGGACCCAACUACUGCGCCGCCAAAACCUAUCCUCCCCCGCGCGCUAGCAAAGCGGUACUCGAUUGACGGUGCACUAUUUACCGGCCGCCCGAUUUUGAUGGGUGGUUUGACGGUCGGUCUAGGAGUGGAUCGACCGACCAGCUGGGCUCCUUUCAGUGGCAAGGGCAAGCUUCCGGAGGGAUUUGAGGAUGUGAAGAUCAAACUUCCCGAUAUGGAACCGUUGGAAGUUGCACGACAGUUGACUUUGAUUGAAUUUGAGCUUUUUCGGGCUAUUAAGUCAAGAGAGUUUCUAGAUCUUGCCUGGAUGAAGGACAGUAAGGAAACUGAAGCACCGAAUAUCUUACGAAUGACGCGCUGGUCAAAUCAUGUUGUGCAAUGGAUCGUUACGGAGAUAGUUAGCGUGAAGGAAAGCACAAAGGCGCGGGCGGCCGUUUAUGAGAAAAUCAUCAUGCUUGGCCACUAUUUCCAAAAACUCAAAAACUUCAACGGGGUGAAGGAGAUUGUAGCUGCGCUCCAAUCUGCGUCUGUUUAUCGUCUCAAGAAAACCAAAGAGGCAAUGGGGAGCAAGCACCUCCGAAUCUACGAUGAGCUGGCAAGACUGGUGUCGAGUGAGCUCAAUUACAAGAACUUGCGUGCCAAGGUGCGAGCGACAGAUCCGCCGCUAAUCCCAUUUCCAGGAUUAUACCAAGGAGAUUUGGUUUUCCUUGAUACAUGCCACAAGGAUAGACUUGAUGGCGGCCUUGUAAAUUAUCACAAACUCGAAAGUAUCGCUCGAUCUGUCCUGGAGCUAGAGGCAUAUCAGCAAGUACCUUAUUCCCUAGAACCUAUACCCGAAAUUCAAGACUAUAUACGCCAUUAUCAACUGCUGGACGACGAUCAGGCAUAUAAUGAGUCCUUGGCAUGUGAGGCGAAAGCAAACUGAACAGUGUAAUUUUAUGGAAUCAAGUAUCUAUCCUUCUUUAGAGCAACGUUUCUAUUCAUGACUACUUUAACUACAAUGUAUAUCAAAACCACUUUCACGAUGAAAGGAAAGCACUAUCUAACAAAAGUCUAACAAGAAAAACAUGAGGCCACAG
This is a messenger RNA of Spizellomyces punctatus DAOM BR117, 2827 nucleotides long. RefSeq lists its product as uncharacterized. Gene Ontology annotation, molecular function: guanyl-nucleotide exchange factor activity; protein binding. Gene Ontology annotation, cellular component: plasma membrane. The record is from RefSeq and is a predicted model, not a curated record. The transcript has 20 exons. Gene Ontology annotation, biological process: positive regulation of GTPase activity; Ras protein signal transduction. The coding region runs from base 1 to 2673 and encodes 890 amino acids. NCBI's taxonomy places the organism in Eukaryota, Fungi, Chytridiomycota, Chytridiomycetes, Spizellomycetales, Spizellomycetaceae.